This is a messenger RNA of Pteronotus mesoamericanus, 822 nucleotides long. RefSeq names its product transmembrane protein 270 (gene TMEM270). The record is from RefSeq and is a predicted model, not a curated record. The transcript has 4 exons. The coding region runs from base 1 to 822 and encodes 273 amino acids. NCBI's taxonomy places the organism in Eukaryota, Metazoa, Chordata, Mammalia, Chiroptera, Mormoopidae.
AUGUACAGUUGGACAGAGGAGGGGGAGGACAGCAGGUGGGGAGGCUGUGUGUCCCUUCGGAUCCAGCUGUUUGGGGAUCUGCUGCUGGUGGUUAAGCUCUCAGUGCUGCUGGUCCGGAACCGGGUCCACCUCUACAACUUCCUGCUCCUCAAGAUCGCUCUCUUCAACCACUGGCUGUCAGGGCUGGUCCAGGAGGCCCACCCUCUGCCCAGGCUGGCAGCCUGCCCAGUGGACUGGGUUCUACAGGCUGGGCUGGCACUGAUAGAGGUCCCUGUGUGGCUGGUGCUGACGGUGCCCAGGCUAGUGUGGGUGGGCAUGCUGAGCUGUGCCCGGGCCUUGGGCCUAGACCUGAAGUGGCUAGGCGCCUGGGAGCAGCUGGGCCUGUCUGUGACCACCUGGGUGGACCUUCUUCUGUCCUGUCUGCAUAGCCUGAUGCUGGCAAUCUUGCUGCUGCUGCUGCUCACCUGGAGGCUGUGCUGGAAGGCCCACCGCUGCAGCCUGGGCUUGCUGCCCAGCAAGGCUCUGCUGGAGAACCACGUGGUGCUGGAGCUAUUGGCACUGCCGAAGCAUCUAUACUGGUGGAUGGAGAGAAUGAUAGUGCCCACCACUUGGCACUUGGCCUAUCUCAUCACUUGGACCACCUGCCUUGCCUCUCACCUGCUGCAGGCUGCCUUCGAGCACACAGCCCAGCUGGCCCAGGCCCAGGCCCAGGAGGCCGAGCCUCAGGGGUCCUCAAGGCCUUUGUAUGAGUCCCCACUCUUUGAGUCCCUGGCUACUAAGGCUGGACCAGUCCUGUCAGAGCACAGAAAUGCUGGAGAAUAA